ACUUUACCAAAUACAAUUACUACACUCACAUUCUGUAAUGAUUUUAAGCAAGUAGUUCUACCUGGCACAUUACCAAAUAGUCUCACAACACUCACAUUCGGUCAUUAUUUUAACCAAGUAGUUCUACCUGGCUCAUUACCAAAUAGUCUCACAACACUCACAUUCGGUUAUUGUUUUAACCAAGUAAUUCCACCCGGUUCAUUACCAAAUAAUCUCACAACACUCACAUUAAGUAGUUGUUUUAACCAAGUAAUUCCAUCCGGUAUAUUACCAGUUUAG
This is a messenger RNA of Dictyostelium purpureum, 279 nucleotides long. RefSeq lists its product as uncharacterized. The annotation marks the transcript as partial. The transcript has a single exon. NCBI's taxonomy places the organism in Eukaryota, Evosea, Eumycetozoa, Dictyosteliales, Dictyosteliaceae. The record is from RefSeq and is a predicted model, not a curated record.